ACGUUUUAUGACAAAAUAGCAAUAAACCUGAUGACAAAGUUGUCACUUCCUUGAGGACAUCAAGGACCAUCUCCUUCAGCCAUCUUUAUACUUAUUGCAAUAUUCUGGGCGUGUAUUCAAUAAGAUGUCGUUCGGAAAGUCCUUUGGUCCCACAGGGACUCCAGCAGUUAUUAUUGACUGUGGAACUGGGUACACAAAGAUGGGGUAUGCCGGUAACACAGAACCACAGUUCAUUGUGCCGUCAGCCAUUGCUGUAAAAGAAUCUGCAUCAGUCGGAGAUAAAGCUAUACAACGUCUUGGUAAAGGGGUGGAGGACCUCGAUUUCUUUAUUGGAGAUGAAGCUUUGAAUGCAACAUCAUACAGUGUAAAGUGGCCAGUUAGACAUGGAAUAAUUGAAGACUGGGAUUUAAUGGAACGAUAUAUGGAACAAGUGAUAUUUAAAUACCUCAGAGCUGAACCCGAGGAUCAUUAUUUUUUACUGACAGAACCGCCACUUAACACACCAGAAAAUAGAGAAUACACAGCUGAAAUAAUGUUUGAAUCUUUCAAUGUACCUGGAUUGUAUAUUGCUGUACAGGCUGUGUUAGCAUUGGCUGCUUCGUGGACAUCACGACAAGUAGGGGAGAGAACUCUAACAGGAACAGUGAUAGAUUCUGGGGAUGGUGUUACCCAUGUUAUUCCAGUAGCUGAAGGAUAUGUGAUAGGUAGUUGUAUUAAACACAUUCCCAUUGCUGGGAGAGAUAUAACAUAUUUUAUUCAGCAGUUAUUACGUGAAAGGGAAGUUGGCAUUCCACCAGAACAAUCAUUAGAAACAGCAAAAGCAAUAAAAGAAAGAUUUUCAUAUGUGUGUCCAGACAUAGCUAAAGAAUUUGCCAAAUAUGAUGCAGAUCCAUCAAAAUGGAUGAAGAAAUUUGAAGGCAUGAAUAGUAUAACCAGACAAAAGUUUGCUGUAGAUGUAGGCUAUGAAAGAUUCCUUGGUCCAGAAAUUUUCUUCCAUCCAGAGUUUUCAAAUCCAGACUUUAUAACACCUAUCUCAGAAGUUGUAGAUACAGUUAUACAGAAUUGUCCUAUAGAUGUCCGCAGAGGUCUUUAUAAGAAUGUAGUUCUAUCUGGAGGAUCAACAAUGUUUAAAGAUUUCGGUAGAAAAAUGCAGCGUGAUGUGAAGAGAGUCGUAGACGCAAGAUUAAAAAUUAGUGAAGAAUUAAGUCAAGGUAGAAUUAAGCCAAAACCAAUAGAUGUACAAGUGAUCACACAUCAUAUGCAGAGAUAUGCUGUAUGGUUUGGUGGUAGUAUGCUGGCAUCUACACCUGAAUUUUACAAAGUAUGUCACACAAAGGCAGAUUAUGAUGAGUAUGGACCAAGCAUUUGUAGACAUAAUCCAGUGUUUGGUACAAUGCAAUAACGUACAAACUGAUACUAGGACUAUUUUUAAAAUUGGACUGUAAUUGGAUGAAACUUUUGCUGGAUUCUUUAUUCAAAUUGAGUUUACAAAAAACCAUUGCUAGACAUUUGGAAAUUCUGCUUCAUAAAACACCAUGUCAACCAGUAGGACUUAUUUGGAAGUGAAAAUCAUCUUAUUUUUGAGUGGAAAUCAGUUACCGUUGAGUGAAUUUGAUAUGAUAAAACAUUGUUGAAAUGUUAUGCCAACAUAUUCAGAUUGGGGGAAUAUAUUAAUAUAUGCAUAUAUAUUUAAAGCUCAACUGGGAAUUAGAAAGUUAUCUAUGGAUAUUAGAAUUUUUGACCAUUUAAAAAUGAUUUAUCUGGAAUUACUGUAUAAGUUUAUCAGACUUUGAAGAAUCAAGAGUAUUUUUUCCAUUCGAAGUUUAAAAAUGUAAUGAUUGUUUUUCUUUUUUCUUUUAUUAUAUUCAGUAAUAAGUGGAAACUUUAUACACUAACAUUGUCAAAACAAAGAAUCAAGGAUUGAGAAAAGUUCAAAUUAAUUUAAUAUUGUCUAAGCAAGGGAACAAAUUUAAUUGGUGCAGAUUAUAACAAUGUGCUUUCUUUUUUUUACAACCAGUAAUUGUGUAGUGUAUUGUGGAUUCAUUUAUUGUCAAAGGGUACCAGUGAUAUCGUGGCUUGAAAAAAAAAAAAUUAAUUUUCCAUUUUACAGAUGUCCAAAUUUUUUUCGUCAAGAAACUGACAUGAAUAUUCAUGAAUCUACGAUAUUGCCUGGUUAUUGAUGAUAUUACAGCAAAGAGGUUUCUAAUCGAAGGUGGAGCCUUAAUAUAUUGGUGCCUCUUUUUUUCCAUGUAUGUUUGAAAUUGUGUGACAGGAAUGAAUGAUUUUGGUCAUGUUUGUUUUUAUGCAAGAGGUCAAAGGCUAAUAUAUAUAUUUACAUUCUGAUCAGUUUUUCCGUGAAAUAUUUUUUAUGAUUAAUGUAACUGGAGUAAUGAAAGAUCAUGUUUCAAAAUGUUUUUGAACAAAUAUGAAGAAGUUGCCAUUGAUAUUUUUCAUAGAAAGUGAUUAUAUAAGAAUCAUGUCUUCUUCUACUGUUGAUGUUUUUACACAUAAAAGAACAUUUUUGAUAUUUUUUAUUGAAUUGGAUAGAGGAACCAGUGUAAAACCAGUCAAUCAAAGCCUCUUUCAUGCAUCAGCGAUUUAAUGAAAUUAAUGUUCAUGUACAAAUGAUUUACUUUACAUACAAAUUGAAAUUAAAUCCCGGAGGCAAAUUGAAUAUCUAUUGUAUAACAUUGUGAUCAUAAUUCUGUGUACCGUAUUUAUUUCUGUAUAAAUUGUGAUUUAUAAGAAAUUAUCCUUUAAGUUGAUUAGCAUAUAACACUGAACUCUCUUAUUAACAUUGUCAAGUAACUAAAUAAAAAUUCUGGUUAAAAAAUAGUUAUUCCAAAUAAGACUAAACUGUAUAA
Molecule: messenger RNA, 2864 nt
Organism: Mytilus californianus (California mussel)
Lineage: Eukaryota; Metazoa; Mollusca; Bivalvia; Mytilida; Mytilidae
Product: actin-related protein 3
Exons: 11
Coding region: 125-1402 (425 amino acids)
Biological process (GO): Arp2/3 complex-mediated actin nucleation
Cellular component (GO): Arp2/3 protein complex; actin cortical patch
Molecular function (GO): actin filament binding
Source: RefSeq, a predicted model, not a curated record